CCGAAAGUUGCCGGCAUGAGAAAAUCUUUUAAACACCGAGAUGGACAAAAAUGAAUAAUUUUAAGCCCUUUUAUCUAUUCCUUUUAUUGUUAUCGUCUGUGAUAUUUAUAUAUUUAAGUUUUAAAAGUGUUGUUUUACUCACAAUUUUAGCAGUUGCUGUCAUAUGGGGCUCGAAUGUCGUAAACGGCUCCUGGAAAAGUACAAAUACUCAAAAUUUAACAGCAUUGAAAUUGAAAAAACCAAAACCAUUCUCACAUGAAAAGAAAACGAAAAUAAAAUUAAGCAGCAAGAAGAACAGUUACGAUCGGUCAUACAAACAGCUUUUUAAUGUAAACAGCGAAUCAGAUAUGCCAUCCACAGUUAAACUGACACCAGGUCCCAAUCGACAAAAAACGUCAGUUCGCAGAAGUCAAACUUUUUCAUCUCAAUCUCCAUAUCUACGGACGUCACUGUUGAACAGUUCAUGCUCCUUUCUAGAGCACUCGGAUGGCAACUUUUCCAUUUCAUCAUCGAAUGGACAUUCAAGAUCUCCAGCACCAUUUUUACCAUCAAUCAAAAGAGCACUUGGGGUAUCAGAAUACUCACCAAGACAGGAAAGUCCAGUUGUUCAUCAAUCUUACCAAAACUAUCCUUCACAAGCAUCACCAGGAUUCAUUCCUGCAGUUAGACUCAUAAAACGAGAAAGGUCACAUUUAGGUCACCAGAAAUCACCAUCAGUAAGGAGUUCCAAUAUAGUGAGGAUUGGUCCACCAGAGCCACAUAAAUUGUCAAGUCCAAGAUUAUUUCAUAUACAAACAAGCAGUUCUGAUUCAAGGAGAACACCAGACACUCAAGCAGUUAUAUUAGCUCUAAAAGAGAAAAGUUUGAAGAGAAGUUAUGGAGGCUAUGACCAUGAUACAUCAUACACAGAUUACCCAGUACAGCAAGCCAAGAGAAGACGACAAGACAGUCAACAAUCAAAUUCAUCAACCUCCUCUUUGCCACCAUUGCCUGAUAGUCUGCCAGACCUGUCGUCAUCAGGUUAUACAAUACCUCGUCUAGAAACACCCACGUUGAAGAGAUCAGCUCUCAUUGAUGACUGGGAUGAUUCUUGUAGUGCUAAAAAGUUAAGAAAAGAUGGACGUGUUAAUUCUAUACUGAGUUCCUUAAGUUCUAGUCAGAGGGUAGCAGAAAAGGAUAAUCUAGUGAAACGAAAAGUAUCAACAAAUGGCACAGAAAAUAAUCAGUCUAUAUCCAAACAGGCAAGGAAAGACAAAAAUGAAAAAGUAUUAUUAGACAGAUCAGAUACAGUUAUAAUAUCGACUAAAGAAGGUGUUGAGGACACACCUACUAAAGAAACAGAUACACCUGUCAAGGACACAUCACUCAAUACAUCUGUGACUGUAGAUAAACCAAAGCUGGAAAAGAUGGUAACACUCAACCAAAGCUUCACAGCCAGAAAGAGGCAGAUGUCUUUAUACUCAGGGCUCAAUAAAAGUUUCCAGAAGGUACCACAUGCUAAUGUUAUUGCUAGUAUGGAAGACUAUGAAAAUGAUAUGGGUGCUGAGAAGAAGAGAGUUCAAGACAUGCUAGAAGGAAUUCAUCAGGCUGAGACUGAGAAAGAAAAGGAAAAAGAGGCACAAGAAAACUCCAAGGCAUUUUCAACAUCAGUCAAAGCAAGUGAAAUAGUGCCUACAAUUACACAGGUUUCAGCAUUUCAGACAACUGGUUUAGUAACAACAGCAACCUUGUCUGUAUCAUCUGCUGGUUUGUCAUUGACAUCAGCUGGUCCAAUAUCAUCAUCUACUUCUACAAGCUCUGUAACAACGACUUUAGCUUCCAAUCCUAUGAUGUUUAAAUUUGCUACUGUGAAAAGUUCUAGUCCGCUCAAAACAACAACUAAAGUUGGUUUAAUGUCAGGUUCAUCCCCUAUUGGAGGAAUAAGUAGUAGUGCUGGAGGAAACACUACUACAGUAACAUCAGCAGGGAUGGCUCUUUCUACUGGAUUCUCUGUUUCAGCAGUUUCUGCUAGUGGUGCUUCUACAUCAGUAGUACCUCCAUUUGGAUUGAAUACAGCACAAGGAACAAGUGCUCCAUCAGGAAUAAGUUUUGGAACAAACGUUACUCCAGCUUCUUCUACAUCUUCACAAUCUGGAUUUAAUUUUGGAUCUCAGCCAGAGUUGUCUUCUGUUCCAGGUUUUGGGACCACACCGUCAACAACUCCUUCCAUGACAACAACAGCACCACCACCUUACAGUUUUACAACAAAUGUUACCAAUGCUCCUUUGGCUACACCAACAGCAUCAGGUUUUAAUUUUGGUUCUGCCACCUCUGCCCCUGGUGCUCCUGGUACUGGGCAGUCAGCAUCAGUAUUUGGAACACAACAAGGUGCUCCAGCUUUUGGAGCCCAAACUCAGACAUCACAACCAUUUGGAACUCAGCCACCACCUGCAUAUGGAUCUCAGUUGUCAACACCUUCAUUUGGUGCUACACAGCCUCAAUCCACAGCUUCGUUUGGUAUGCAACCAUCUUCUAAUGCCACUUUUGGACUGGCUACUACUACCGCAAAUACUACCGGCACUAAUCCAACGGCUUCAACAUUCAACUUUAAACCGUUUAAUCAAACACCUGCUCAGCAGCCAACAACACAACCUUCCAUGUUUGGAAGUCAACCAAGUGCAGGUAUUUCAUCCUUUGGGUCUGCAGGAUCUACAGCCACAACAACUCCAGGAUUUGGAAGCACACCAUCUUCAUUUGGACAAGCAACUUCUACGGCUCAGUCAGGAGGGUUUAACUUUGGAGCAAGCACUCCAUCUUUUGGAAGUCAAGGUAUUUCUGGUUUUGGACAAACCAGUUCUUCUAGUGCAAAACAAUUUGGUACAGCAGGAUUCGGAGCUGCAUCUACACAGCCUGGAUUCUCUGUUACGACUGCAAGCACCACAUUUGGUCAAGGAACAACAAAUAUGUUUAGCAAAACUACCACAACAGCAAGUUCAUUUGGUCAAGGGUCAUCUGGCUUUGGGACUUCAUCAGGUACUGGAUUUGGGACCACUGGACCAUUUGGACAAAGUUCAGUACCAAAAUCAACAAGCAGUGCCUCAUUUGGACCAUCAUUUGGACAAGGGGGUACAACAUCAGGACCAACAUUUGGUCAAGGGAGUACAUCAUUUGGAACUACUACCAAAACAACAGCCAGUGGUUUUGGGGGUACUACAGGAUUCUCAUUUGGUCAAGCCUCCAACACUUUUGGGACUGCUAGCACACAGGCAAGCAGUUCUGGAAACUUUGCUUUUGGAACACCUGCAAAAACAACUCAGCCAGCUGCUAAUGCAGCCUAUAAUUUUGGAUCUUCUAGUGGAGUGCCCUCUACUCCAAACAAUAAAGGUGGAGGAGGAUUUGAUUUCUCAGCAUCAACAACGCCAUCAAACACAGGAGGAGGAGGUUAUAAUUUCAGUGCCAAUGCAAGCUUUGGAACUCCAACUGGAAUGGCAACACCUGUCUUUGGGACACCCACAGGAGGAGGUACACCUAACAUGUUUAGUGUAGGGGGUACAGGAAGUAUACCAAAGCCAAGAGUAGCUCGUGGAAGGAGGAGAGGUGGUCGAGGACGUUGAUCUCAACAAAACAACUGAUAUUACACGUAUGUUGCCAUGGUGAUCUCUAGUUUUACAAAUAAUUUGGAGAAAUAUGGCAGGUCAAAUGAUGAAAGAGAGAUGUUCUAGAUAAAGUGACAGUUGAGAAUAGUAACAAUUGUUUUUUAUACAAGAGAUUGACAUUAACAAUCCUGUACAAGAUCAUGAAGAUGACAGUGUAUUGUCCAAAAGACAAUAAGCCAAAGUCUUUCUUCAUCUCUAGAUCUGUUAAUCAUAGGAAUGUCUUACAUCUAUCAGGUUGUCUAUGCUAUGCUUUUGAUCUAUGAUAAAUAGAAACUUGCAUGAUCUAGUGCAAAAUUCUUUACGUAAACAUUUAUUUAUUGCUCAGAUCUAUGGAAAAAAAAACAUCUUUUGUAACAGUUUAUAUGCAGCUUUCCAAAAUAGUCAGUUUUAUAAAAGAAAGACUUAAUAAAUUGAAUGUUAGUUCUUGGAAAUAACUAACUGAUCAGGAGCAAUGAAGAGCUGUGAUAACAGACAGAUAUUCACCUUCCCAUGUAAUAUAUUGUUCAUACAAAAACAUUUCCUGUGGAUUGACGAAAAAUUGUAUUUUCAUUGAUAUAUAUGAUUUUGUGGUUGUGCCAGUCUUCAUUCAAGCAUAAAGAAGAUUUGUAUUACUUUGAACCUUUUAAUCGUGGUUCACAUUUACCCACAAAAAUUGGUAUCUCACGAAUAAUUAAACUAUAGUAAUGAAUUCUACCUGUUGAAAAGGGAAGUUAAUUGUAGUAAAGUAAAAUUGUUGUCAGAGUCAAAUUCAUGCUUUGCAGAAUAUCUGAUGGAAAGGGCUAUUGAUCAAAAUUUGUUAUUUAGGCAAUGCAUUUUAUACAUAGAAGAAUUUAUGCAGAUUGACAUAUUUUAGGAAAAAAAUUCACUGCCUCAGAAUUUUUUUACUUUUGAAGAUCUUUCUUCAAAAGCAUGAGUAUGAUGAAAUAUUAAGAUUUCUGUUUGACAGAAAUAGGAAGCAAAUAUCUUACUUCACCUAGAGAAGAAUUACAAUAUGUUGAUGUUUUUUAAAUAUACAAUUUCAUUGCCUUAUCGAAAAUCUGGUAUCAUUUUGAUCAUGUAGAAUUAUUACAGAACUUUUGGUGGGUACAUGAGUUGCCUUAUUGGCAAUCAUACCACAUCUGAUUUUUUGUAUUAGUGCCUAUACUAAUUUAAAUAUUAAGGGCUGUUUGUCGAAUAUUUAUUUAUUGUAAACUUUAAUAUGGAUGCUUUAAAAUGAUAUGCUGCAUUUAACAUUUGUAAUUAUUAAUUUGUAGUCAUACAGAAGAACAGUGUUCAGACAUUAUAAUUGUCAUUUUUGUGCUACAAAAAUGGAGGUCAAUGAUUGUUUUUUUUUGUAUUGUUGCUCUUUAAUUUAUGUGCAUUUGGCAAUUUAGAGUUAGACUUGAGGUAUAGACACUUGUUUACUGAAGAUUGCAUGGUGACCUCUAGAUGUCACUGGUGUUUUUUGUACUGUCAGAUUGCCGUCUCAUUAACACAUUGUGAGAGCUUAUUUUGAUUUUCCACUGGUUUCAGAUGCAUUCUAUUUUCAGGGUAAUUUAUAAAGAGUAUUUUACACAAGAUGAAUGAAUAGUAACUGUUUGAAAAUAGUAGUACUUCCAUUGAAAUUCUUCAUAUUUGAUAUUUAGGGAUCAUUAAGAAACAAUGGAAACAUCUUCCACAAUGUUACAUUAUCAUGGUAUAUUUUAUUUUUUCAAGUUUUACAUCAGGAAGUUUUUGUACUUGUGGUGAGGUCAAGGUUCAAGGUCAUAUUCUAAAUUUUGACCUUUGUGACAAAAACUAAGAUUUUGUAGUUUAUAACACAAUCAUGAUUAAAUGAAAUAAAACUGUUAUUACUGUU
Mytilus californianus (California mussel) is the source of this 5472-nucleotide messenger RNA. RefSeq names its product nuclear pore complex protein DDB_G0274915-like. The record is from RefSeq and is a predicted model, not a curated record. Lineage: Eukaryota; Metazoa; Mollusca; Bivalvia; Mytilida; Mytilidae. The coding region runs from base 51 to 3593 and encodes 1180 amino acids. The transcript is spliced from 12 exons.